This is a messenger RNA of Chaetomium globosum CBS 148.51, 1257 nucleotides long. RefSeq lists its product as uncharacterized. Gene Ontology annotation, molecular function: 3'(2'),5'-bisphosphate nucleotidase activity. Bases 1 to 1257 code for a protein of 418 amino acids. The transcript is spliced from 3 exons. The record is from RefSeq and is a predicted model, not a curated record. Lineage: Eukaryota; Fungi; Ascomycota; Sordariomycetes; Sordariales; Chaetomiaceae. Gene Ontology annotation, biological process: sulfate assimilation.
AUGCAAGCCAAGGUAGGGCUUGAGCAGUACAUGUCCUCUAGUGGGGCCCCGAUUGUGGAGCGAGGGUGCUUGGGCUGGAGUUUAGGGGAGCUGCGAGCGAGGGGCCCAUCCCGAACAAGUCGCUCCGGUACCGGGGACAAGUGUGACAGGAAUCAGCAGGAUCACUUGGCCGUCAUGGACAGCCCUUACCGCCACGAGCUCGAGGUAGCCCUCGCAGUAGCCCAAACAGCUGCCCGCAUUAGCCGCGAGGUUCUUGCUGCCGCACAGGCUGAUGCUACCCCGGGGACUUUCGACCUAGUCAAGGACGACCUGAGUCCGGUUACUGUCGCCGAUUUUGCUAUCCAAGCCCUUCUCACCCGCACCCUCCGGAAUGCCUUCCCGGACGAUGGAUUCAUAGGCGAGGAAUCAGCCGACGAACUGAGGCAGAACCCAAGGCUAGCGUCCCUCGUGCUCGCCAUCAUCGCACAGUGCGCGGGUGACACCCUAUUCCGUGACGCCGAUGACCUCUGCGAUGUCAUUGAUUCCUGCACUACGCUCACGCCGGGCCCUGGGAGGAUAUGGGUGUUUGACCCCAUCGAUGGCACCAAGACAUUCAUUCGCCGUGAGCAGUAUGCCAUCAAUAUCGCCCUACUCGAAACUGGACGCCAGGUCUUGAGUGUCGUGGCUUGCCCUCUCUUAUCGGUGGACGUCACGCCUCCGGUAACGGACGGGACCGUCGACCCGACCGGGAAGGGGUGUGUUCUAUAUGCACUUCGCGGACAUGGGGCUCACAUUAGGCCGUUGUUGGGGGACCAUGGCGAGGCGCAGGCUCGGAGGCUUCCCCGGCACGCCGAUGACGCAACGUCAACCAGUGACCUUCGCUCUGUCACCUGCUGGGCUUUGCUCGAUUCCGGUGUCGAUGUGGUACACAAGGGCGUGGCCGAGCUGCUGCACGUACCAUUUCCGGGUAACGACCUGCUGGGCUGGGUUCCCAGAUGGGCCGUUCUGGCCGUCGGCGCUGCCAACAUGACUGUCUGGGUUUACAAAAAGAGGGACCGGUACGCCAAGAUAUGGGACCAUGCCGGCGCCAUGCUGUUGUUUGAGGAGGUCGGGGGGUUGAUCACUGACGUGCACGGCAAAGAAAUCGAUUUGACAGCGGGGAGAAAACUUGAGGCCAACUUUGGGUUCGUCGCAGCUCCGAGGAGCCUGCAUCACAUUGUGCUCCGGGCGGUGCAUGAUACGCUUAAGGCGUCCGGGAAAGAGGCGCUCCUUCAAUAG